This is a messenger RNA of Tetrahymena thermophila SB210, 261 nucleotides long. RefSeq names its product transmembrane protein, putative. The record is from RefSeq and is a predicted model, not a curated record. The transcript has a single exon. Lineage: Eukaryota; Ciliophora; Oligohymenophorea; Hymenostomatida; Tetrahymenidae.
AUGAAAAAUAUACCUUAUUCAAGCAAUUAUCAUGAGCUAAUGGAUUAUUUUAUUAGAUGGAAACUUGUAUAAAAUUUAUUGCGCUGGACUACUCAAAAAUAGUAAAAUUAUAAGCCUGAAUUUUUAUUGGAUUAAAUUAGCUUUAUAGCCACAAAUAUUAAAAUCAUAAUAAAUAUAAUACAUAUCCUUUAUGCAAUGAUUAUUAAUUAAGAUAGGACCUAAACAGCAAAAGGAUUUUAAUUUUAGUAUGUAAUUAAUUGA